Messenger RNA from Eublepharis macularius, 1298 nucleotides. Its product is annotated as snaclec rhodocytin subunit alpha-like. NCBI's taxonomy places the organism in Eukaryota, Metazoa, Chordata, Lepidosauria, Squamata, Eublepharidae. The record is from RefSeq and is a predicted model, not a curated record. The coding region runs from base 93 to 623 and encodes 176 amino acids. The transcript is spliced from 6 exons. Gene Ontology annotation, molecular function: signaling receptor activity.
AGCAGGUCCACCCUGCACAGCUUCUUCCUGGGACUGCCCUCCAUCCAUUCCACAUCAUCCAGAAAGGGAACUGCAAGCAGGAGAAACAGAAGAUGGGACAGGUUGUCUACUUUGGCCUCUGCCUCCUGGGCUGCUUCAUCAUUGGGUCAAGCAGCACCCCAGUGGAAGACACCAGUGAUGCAGAAGUGGCUGAGAAGUCUCCAUGUCCUUCUGGGGCACUUUAUUACAGACAGAACUGCUACGAGUUUUUUGGAACUUCAAGGACAUGGGAUGAAGCCGAGGCCGCAUGUCAGAUCCUGAGACACGGAGGGCACCUGGCUUCCUUUCCCAGCAUGAGGGAGGAAAAACUCGUCUCGGCUUACAUCAAGCAGCGUAGCUCCACCAACUAUGUCUGGAUUGGUCUUAACGCUACACCGAAUUUCAAUAGACUAAUCUGGGAAUGGAGUGAUGGAACCCUAUACAACUCUGGGUCCUCUCUCUGGGACAGCCGGAGCCCCAGCAGCUCCGUGUCUUCCUCCGAGUGUAUCGCCCUCUACAAUGUCCAGUAUUUGUCAUCUUCUUCCAGAUGGUUACAGUACAACUGUGCCGUCUCCUGGCCCUACGUAUGCAAAUAUAAGGCCUAGAGUUAGGCCUGGAAUGGCACCCCAGCCAGCACCCAGCCUCAGCGACCUGAAGGGGAUAGAAGCUCCAUCAGCUAAAGAUUCAAAUUCUUGGAGGAUGUGGUGUCACUGAAGUGAUUGCUUGUCCUUUUCCUGAGAUUCUCUCUUUUUCCAAGUAACUUCUUUAUUAACCUGCAUAGAUCCCUCUCUCACGCUCAGUGCAAUCCUAAAAACACUGUCCUGGGGGUCAGCCCCGUUUAGUAGACUUGAGUAGCAUCUUCUUUCUUAGGAUUUGUAUUGUUAGUCUUCUAGACCAGUAUAAGGGCCUUUAUUUCUAUGAACCAUCAGUAAAGACAAAAGUUGAAUCUUUUGCACAAACUUCAAAAUCCCUACCAAAUGCUACAAACCAGAGUACGUUCUUAUGUGAAGAAGGUUCCUCCUGGCUGAAUUCACAUUUUGCCUAAAAUAAGAUCCAUUCAGCUCUUGUAUAGAACAUGUGCAUUUGUGCUCUGCAGUUUGUGGGUGGAGCUUCCAAGCUGCACAUUAAAACAUAGAUCAAACCUGUCUAUGAAUUUAAAAGUGCCCUUUGAAGAGUUGUGAGUGAAGCCCCUCGAUGCUUCUUGAUUCUCUGGCCUGGUCCUGCCUUCUGUGCUGUCUCUUGCUGAUGGAAUGAUAAUAAAUUCUCUGCUGAACAUACAA